AACCACUUCCCUCUCCGAUCCGCUCGAUCGAGAGUAGAGUCCGGAGAGAACAGGAAGGAGAGAUGUUCAUCGAGAAGUUCAAGGUGGAAAGCCCCAACGUGAGGUAUGGGGAGGACGAGAUCGAGUCGGUGUACCACUACGAGACCACCGAGCUGGUGCACGAGUGCCGCGACGGAGUCUACCAGUGGAUCGUCAAGCCCAAGACCGUCCGUUACAACUUCAAGACCCGCACCCGCGUCCCCAAGCUCGGUGUGAUGCUUGUGGGAUGGGGUGGCAACAAUGGAUCUACCCUGACAGCCGGUGUUAUUGCCAACAGAGAGGGGAUCUCAUGGGUGACGAAGGACAAGGUGCAGCAGGCCAACUAUUUUGGAUCCCUGACCCAAGCCUCUACCAUUAGGGUUGGAUCUUUCAAUGGGGAGGAGAUCUAUGCCCCCUUCAAGAGCUUGCUUCCCAUGGUUAAUCCAGAUGAUAUAGUGUUUGGAGGAUGGGAUAUUAGCAACAUGAACCUGGCAGAUGCCAUGGCUAGGGCCAAGGUCCUCGACAUUGACCUGCAGAAGCAGCUCAGGCCCUACAUGGAAUCCAUGGUCCCCUUGCCCGGGAUCUUCGAUCCUGACUUCGUUGCUGCUAACCAGGGCACCCGCUCAAACAAUGCGAUCAAAGGCACCAAGAAGGAGCAGGUCCAACAGAUCAUCAAGGACAUAAGGGAGUUUAAGGAGAAGACAGAGGUGGACAAGGUAAUUGUGCUAUGGACUGCUAACACAGAGAGGUACAGUGACGUGAUCGUGGGUCUCAAUGACACUAUGGAGAAUCUAAUGGCUUCAGUCGAGAAGAAUGAAGCUGAAAUUUCUCCGUCCACGUUGUAUGGAAUAGCUUGUGUGCUGGAGAAUGUCCCUUUCAUCAAUGGGAGCCCACAGAAUACCUUCGUGCCAGGACUGAUUGAUCUGUCCAUUCAGAGGAACAGUCUCAUAGGGGGCGAUGACUUUAAGAGUGGGCAGACAAAAAUGAAGUCUGUCUUGGUAGAUUUUCUGGUAGGAGCAGGAAUUAAGCCAACCUCUAUUGUCAGCUACAACCAUCUGGGCAACAAUGAUGGGCUGAACCUCUCUGCACCUCAAACUUUCCGAUCAAAGGAGAUCUCAAAGAGCAAUGUUGUCGAUGACAUGGUCUCAAGUAAUGGCAUCCUCUAUGAGCCCGGGGAGCACCCUGACCAUGUUAUUGUUAUCAAGUAUGUACCAUAUGUUGGUGACAGCAAGAGGGCUAUGGACGAAUACACAUCAGAGAUAUUCAUGGGGGGAAAGAGUACUAUCGUUCUUCACAAUACCUGUGAGGACUCCCUGUUGGCUGCACCUAUCAUAUUGGACUUGGUAUUGUUGGCUGAGCUCAGCACUAGGAUUCAGCUUAAAGCUGAGGAAGAGGACAAGUUCCACUCCUUCCAUCCAGUGGCUACAAUCCUAAGUUACCUCACCAAAGCUCCACUUGUUCCUUCGGGCACACCAGUGGUGAAUGCCCUCGCCAAGCAGAGGGCCAUGCUGGAGAACAUACUCAGGGCUUGCAUUGGCUUAUCUCCCGAGAACAACAUGAAUCUGGAGUACAAGUGACAUCACGCAAAAGAAAAAACACGAGGGUGGAUGUUGAGAGAUGAGUUUCUUCAACUUGUUCCGUUCAUGUUUAUCCCUCUUCAACUUGUCGCCUCCUGUAGUUGAACCUAACUCCAUGUUUCUCUCUUGACAUUGUUCUGGUAUUUCUUCUGAUCGACUCUAGUUUAUAAUAAUUGCUUUUUGUCCCCGUGUUCUUGAUUUA
This is a messenger RNA of Musa acuminata subsp. malaccensis (wild Malaysian banana), 1797 nucleotides long. Its product is annotated as inositol-3-phosphate synthase. Gene Ontology annotation, molecular function: inositol-3-phosphate synthase activity. Lineage: Eukaryota; Viridiplantae; Streptophyta; Magnoliopsida; Zingiberales; Musaceae. The record is from RefSeq and is a predicted model, not a curated record. Gene Ontology annotation, biological process: inositol biosynthetic process; phospholipid biosynthetic process. Gene Ontology annotation, cellular component: cytoplasm.